GAAACUGCGCUUCCUUCACUUGUCAAAGACGUUGAAAACAAAAUCGGCAAGCAAGCGAACGUACAGCGUUCCCAACAGAGUGGUUGGGUGAUAAAUAUAGCAAGAAAGUGUUCAAAACGGCACACAUCCCGGUGAUAACGCGAUAACGUGAACAAAUUUCGUCGUUGAAUACGUACGGUUUGGCAAAAGGGAAAGGAUAGGAAAAACACAGCACACGCGCAGAUGUUUAGCAUGGAUUCCAAAAUACCGAAACCAGCGUUCUUGAAGAAACCUGCCGGGCCGCUUAGUUUGCCCGGUAAUGCGCGCCUACCGUUAACCAGAGAUUUGCUAAAUCUUCCACUGGCAAAUGCGAGCAUGUUUGCCAAGCGUAUGGCCUCACCAGAUAAGCCAAGCAACGGGGGUGUGCUGAACCGUGCCAAACUGCGCCGCAGCCGAUCGGCUACCGAUCUAAACAGACCGGAUUUUCAUCGCCCCAAGUACACGUCUAACCUGGCACCGAUAUCGUCCAGAUCGGCCGCUAUUAACACCACCACGGUAUCGAUGAUGGCGGGCAGCGAUCUGAUCAAACCGUUGUCCGAUACCAAUGGUCCAAGAACGCACCUUCGCCGAAGUCGUUCCGCCUGCGACAUAGCGAUGAAAUCGAACGUGUCUUCUGCAUCAUCGACGAAUUCAUCAACAGUUAGCGGGAUGUCAGCGUUCGCCGGAUACAAGCGACAGCCACCGCCCGGAGUCCGUAACGGUGUUCCGGCCAAGGUGUCCAAGACGGUUACACUGCAACCGAAAAACGCUGGGCUCGGGGCUUCGACUACGGUUGCCAAACCACCAUCACAGAAGCCAGCAAUCUCCCAGACUGCAUCAAAGAAGGCUACGAUGCCGCCAGUAAAAAGCACUCUCGGUGUUGUUAAAUCAGGCAGUGGUGGUGUUGCGUGUGUUAAAUCGACCAGCGUGAAUGCUCCGAAAGCGAACGGCGUCGGCACGAAAACGGUCGGAAAAACGAUGAACAAACGCAUUCCACCGUACGACUAUAAAGCCCGGUUUGCCAACCUGACCGAAAAACACAAAGCGCUAGUUGAGAAGCAUGAGAAGCUACAGGAGGAACAUGCCAGCCGGGAAGCGCUGCAGGAGCUGUACGACGAUUGCACCCGCGAACUGGGUAACUUGAAAAAUCAACACGCACAACUGCAGCAGGAACUGGCGCUGAUCCGGUUGGAAAAUGACGAGCUAAAGCAAAGCAAUCUAACGCUCACCACCGCCCUGCAGCACACGGAAACGGAGCUGAGCAAAUAUCGGGAAAAAUUCACCGUCGUCGAUCGGGAAAAUGUGGAACUUCGAAAGCAGCUGCAAGAGCUGGCAGAGCGGACAGCGUUCCUGGAGGAAGAAAAUAUGACGCUGCAGGACGCAAAUCAACGCAACACGGAGCUCCUGUUUCACGCAAACAUCGAGCGGAAAGAUCUGCACAACAUGGUAAUGGACCUUCGGGGAAAUAUUCGUGUGUUUUGCCGUGUGCGGCCUCCGUUGCCAUCGGAAGCGAACCGAAUCGAGUGCGGUUGGAAGUAUCUGGACGAGCAGUCGAUCGAGCUGAUUGCGAUGGACGGCACGAACAAGCGGAUGGACUUCAGCUUCGAUCACGUGUUCCAUCCGCGCACGACGCAACAGGACAUCUUCGACAACGUGUCGCCGCUGAUACAGUCCGCCCUGGACGGGUACAACGUGUGCAUCUUUGCGUACGGUCAAACGGGAAGCGGCAAAACGUAUACGAUGGAUGGUGUGGCGGACAGUUUGGGCGUUAUUCCCCGCACGGUGGAUCUGAUCUUCAGUGCCGUCAAUGACUACAAGCGCUUUGGCUGGGAGUAUGAGAUUCGAGUCACCUUCCUGGAGAUUUAUAACGAGGUGCUGUACGAUCUGCUCGACACGUCCGGCACGACGAAAGAGCUCGAGAUACGGAUGGCCAAUGCGAAAAACAAGACGGAAGUGUACGUGUCCAACAUCAUCGAAGAGACGGUCGAAUCGACCGGACGGUUACACCAGCUGAUGAACAUUGCCAAGAUGAAUCGGGCGACGGCCGCCACCGCCGGCAACGAGCGAUCGUCGCGGUCACACGCCGUCACGAAAAUAACGUUGAUCGGUACGCACCAGGACAAGGGCGAAACGUGCAUCGGGUCCGUCAAUCUGGUCGAUUUGGCCGGUUCCGAAAGUCCCAAGACGAGCGUACGCAUGGACGAAACGAAAAACAUUAACCGAUCGUUGAGCGAGCUGAGCAACGUUAUAUUGGCGCUGGUCCAGCGGAACGAGCACAUCCCGUACCGGAACUCGAAGCUAACGCACCUGCUGAUGCCGAGCCUGGGUGGCAAUUCGAAAACGCUGAUGUUUGUGAACGUGGCACCGUUUCAGGACUGUUUUAUGGAGACGGUCAAAUCGCUCCGGUUUGCGUCGCAGGUAAACUCGUGCAAGAUGCAGAAGGUGAAGAAAAAUAAGGUCCUGAACGGUUCGUCCGUCAUGUAAUGGCAAGUAAAUUGUUCGUACAAAACCUUUAAUGAAAUGAGCCCCGAACCCGGUGGAAAUUGUCGUUUCUGUUGCUAUAGCCUUUUGGUAGACAGACAAAUCUUUGUAAAAAUGAAAGGGAAAGCACUUUGGAACGCGGGGCUGGACGAAAUAAUCUUCUACAUUAUGGUAAAAUCUCCACACGAUUAGAUGUCCGAUGCCAAACGGAGGUUAAAUUUUAUUCGAUUCGAUUUUAUAUCAGUAAUUUAUGCGCGAUUUUGUGACACGAAAACAUUGGCCGUCGACGACGACAUCAUUCAGAUUUGAGCAAUAAUUCUAACCAUCGUACAAUAAAUGCAUGUGUUUUUUUAACCGA
This is a messenger RNA of Anopheles stephensi (Asian malaria mosquito), 2857 nucleotides long. Its product is annotated as protein claret segregational. Lineage: Eukaryota; Metazoa; Arthropoda; Insecta; Diptera; Culicidae. Gene Ontology annotation, molecular function: microtubule binding; microtubule motor activity; ATP binding. The record is from RefSeq and is a predicted model, not a curated record. Gene Ontology annotation, biological process: microtubule-based movement. Bases 223 to 2502 code for a protein of 759 amino acids. The transcript is spliced from 2 exons.